CUAGCAAAGAUGACGUGAAAUCCAAGUCUGAUGAACAUCGGAUCAAACCCCCUGAGAGCUGCGCCUGGUGUCGAAAGAGUAUACUACGGCUGCAAAACUGGCUUUAUUACCGGAGCAGUGCCCCGGAGGGAACCCUACGUGAGUGCCUACACAUUACAGCGCAAUGCCCUUGUCGCUCGCAUGAACAGCAGGUUUGAGCCAUUUUGAGUUCCUCGGUCAUCCGAGUCUCACACGCCUGCCCCUGGGAUGACCUUGCAAGCACUUCAGACCGAGAGGUGCCGUGCCUCCGCCGGGCUUCCCCUGUGGCCUGUGCCCCCCCUUGAAAGCCAGAGGGCUUUUUUUGAUGACGACAAAUUGUCCAACUCCAGUCUCCCGCCUUGCAGACGCACAAAGUUGGGACGACAUAAGGGAUCUGAUGCGCCAUGGUCGCACUGCGUACCACUCUGCCAUCCGUCGACCUUUGACUAUUGAAAGCUUACAUUCGCGAGGAGAGGUGUUGAAUCGUGAGACGACAUCGACUGGGACCUAUUCAAAGAUGUGGUACGGAGUACGGAGUACAGCACACGAGAAUCGCCGACGCUGUUCCAAAGUACCUCCCACGCUGUUAGGUACUCCGCACUCAAUGAGUCGAUUCGAAUAAGACAAGCGGCCGUUUGAUUGAGGAGCGACAUCCGCGGGCUUGGCACGAAAAAGGACGCAUUGCAGCGGACCAACGACAAAGGCCUUGUUCCUGUUGGUCCAAGGCUAGCCCGCCCUCGAAUGGUUCGCAUCGCAGCAUGCAGGUUACGUUCUUGCGGGAACCCGCAUUGCGGAAAAUAUAGAUUAACAUUAAAAUGACUUUUGGGGCAGCCUUUGUGGAAGGAUGGAGCAGAGACGCGACGGUUUGUUUCACACCGGCAGGAUUUUUAAGAUGAGAUUCGAUCCGUCCCCAUUCCACAUUAUGGUGAGCUCCCUCGGUCACACACCCACACUGUAGUUCAUUGAUCGCUCUGGUCCUGCUUACCUAUUCUGCCGGCUGAUUGAUUUGGCUAACGAGGUGACUGGUCAGUUGAUGUCCGGGAAGCUCGGGGCGAUUCGGUCGAAGACCGGGCGAUGUGAGGAGUUUUUCCCCCACGAGGGUAUGGGUUUUGGGAGCAGUGAAGCGGGUGAACGGGUUGCCAAGCACACCAGGCCGAUUUGAUCUCCGACGCCGUUACAUUUCCACCUUACCGGCUAACAACCCUGGUUCCGUCAAAGUCUGGCCCGGUGGCCGUGUCUUCGCAUUCUUGUUUUUUUUGGUUCGCCGUUGUCGAUGAAGGUUUCGCAUCGAGGACUUGACUGCAGAAAGUCUCUGUUCCAGUACGACCCGGAUCCAAAUCAAAUCACGAACUAGGGUUCAGACCAAUAUCUCUUUUGCUGUCUUGACUUUUGUUUUUAGGACUCGGGACGGGAGACAACUUGAGCCAAAAUGCUCUUCAGUCUCCACUCUUGAAGAGACUUUUGCGAUCACGUGCUUCACCGUGGGAGUGUCGUCAGAGGCGAUAAGACCCAGCCUGGGCUUAUCGGGCGGGCAACCAUCCGAUGAGGACCCCGACAGAAACGGAGCUUAACUGUAUGCAGGAGGCAGAUUAGCAAUCCUCGUCGGCCGCAAUGCGAAAGUCGGAGAGAUAGCGGGGGAGAGAUAGGGAAAAUCAAUUGACUUCAUAAACGACCGGCAAUUGGUAUUGUCUUUGCUGUUCUUAGAGCGAUUUCAACGUUUUGGCAAAAGGGGGGGAAAGACAGCAGAAGUCUCGCCAGUACUUUCCAUCAGGUUCCCAAAGCACAGCAGCAGCACUAGUUUCGGCCGUUACUUCGUUUCCGCAAAGAUGACCGGCUCCGUCAAUGGCACCUCCGUUCCGACGGAGACGUCGCCGCUACUGCGCAACUCCGGCUCGGAGGCGGCCAAUGGCAACGGCAACGGCACCGUCGACACCGGCGAUCAGCAGAACGGCGCCACGGCCGCUGCCGCCGACACUGACACCGAUGAAAAUCGGGACGGCAACCCGGAGAUGGCCAAGAAGAUGCACUUUCUUCUUCCGGCCGUCGGCAUCGGAAUCUAUCUCUGCGCUGUCGACCAGCUGCUCACCGUGGCGACGUACGCCAAGAUCGGGAGCGAGCUGCAUGCGUUGAAUUAUACGAGCUGGCUCGCAACAUCCUACUACAUCACCCUAACAAGCUUCCAACCCCUCUACGGCAAACUCAGCGACAUCUUCGGCCGCAAAGAGUGCCUCCUCUUCGCCUACACAGUCUUCGCCCUCGGUUCCCUGGGCUGCGGCCUAGCCCAAUCCUUCACCCAGCUCUGCGUCGCCCGCGCCAUAGCCGGCAUCGGCGGCGGCGGCAUGAACAGCGUCGUCGCCAUCCUCCUCAGCGACAUCGUCCCGCUCCGCGACCGCGGCGUCUGGCAAGGGUACCUCAACAUCAUCUUCGCCGCCGGCACCUCCACCGGCGCGCCCCUCGGCGGCCUCCUCGCAGACUCGGUCGGCUGGCGCUGGUCCUUCACGGGCCAGGUCCCGCUCUGCGUGCUCGCGUUCUUGGCGGUGUACUUUGUCCUCGACGUGCCCAAGACGAACCACGCGCACUGGCGCGAAAAGGUGAAGCGCAUCGACUUCCUCGGCGCCGCUACGCUCGUCGCCGCCGUCGUGGCCCUGCUCGUGGGCCUGGAUUCGGGCUCUAACAACGGGUGGUCGAGCCGGCUCACCGUCGCCGCGCUCGCCGCCACGCCCGCGCUGUUCUCCGUCUUUGUUUACAUCGAGAUGCGCGUCGCCUCGCACCCUUUCGCACCGGGCCACAUCAUCUUUGACCGCUCCCUCUUCGCGUGCUACCUCGCAAACUUCUUCGGCAUCGCGGGCCACAUCGCCUCCAUCUUCUUCAUCCCGCUCUUCUUCCAGGCCGUGCAGGGCGCCUCGGCCACCCUCGCGGGCGCGGCGCUCGUGCCGGCCAUGAUCACCUCCGUCACGGCGAGCGUCAGCUCGGGCUACUUUAUGAAGCGCAAGGGCCGGUACUACACCCUCACGGUGCUCGCCUACGGCCUCAUGGUCGUCGCGGUAGCCCCCACGGUCGCGGCGCUGUACUUCCGCUCCUCGGCGGGCGUGGUGGGCGGCAUGGCGCUGCUCGCGCUCGGCGGCGGCGCGGGCAUCACGACGACGCUGGUGGCGCUGCUCGCCAACGCCGCGUCCCGGGACUCCGCGGUGGUGGUGGCGUGCUCGUACCUGUUCCGGAGCCUGGGGUCGAGCAUCGGGAUUAGUGUCUGCUCGUCUGUGCUGCAGCAGGUGCUGCGGACGCAGCUGGCGGCGCGGCUGCGGGACGGGGACGAGGCGAGGCGCGUCGAGGAGAGGGUCAGGGAGAGUUUGGAUUACAUUCGGGAGCUGCCGCCUGCUGUUGCCGGGGAAGUGAGGGCGAGUUAUCAGGUUGCGACGUUGGGGGCCAUGGUGCCUAUGGCGGCGUUGCUUGUGCUUGCUUUUUUGAGUACGUUUUUUAUCAAGGAGAAGGCUUUGGGGAAGAAGUAGGGCGUGAGGGGGAGGAGAGAGGGUUCUCACUCUUGAAGUAGAAGCUUCACUACGAGGCGUAGAUCUGCGUUCUGGUGUAGUCUACGCAUUCGCGAGGGUAGAUGUUGUUGUAGUAUAAACUGGAUGGAGAGGUGCGGAACUUGCUAUAUCCGUACCGGCUGGACAUACCUCCUAUAUGCAAGGUAAUCAAAGAGUCGGCUUGUAAGCGCGUCCGUAUCUUGGAUAUAGAUACCUUAUGUAGAGUCCUCGAGUCCAAGACUUGAUCUCCAAAACUAGCAAAUGGCCACGUACUUCCGGGUAAAGAACAGGGCUUGUAUGCAGAUAGCUGCGGCUUGAAGCCGGCACGGAGAGACGGGGGAGAACGGGCAUACGGAGAGACAAAAUCCAGAG
Molecule: messenger RNA, 3914 nt
Organism: Colletotrichum scovillei
Lineage: Eukaryota; Fungi; Ascomycota; Sordariomycetes; Glomerellales; Glomerellaceae
Product: major facilitator superfamily transporter
Exons: 3
Coding region: 1845-3524 (559 amino acids)
Biological process (GO): basic amino acid transport; transmembrane transport
Cellular component (GO): fungal-type vacuole membrane
Molecular function (GO): basic amino acid transmembrane transporter activity
Source: RefSeq, a predicted model, not a curated record